Messenger RNA from Chaetomium globosum CBS 148.51, 1062 nucleotides. RefSeq lists its product as uncharacterized. The transcript has 2 exons. Bases 1 to 1062 code for a protein of 353 amino acids. The record is from RefSeq and is a predicted model, not a curated record. NCBI's taxonomy places the organism in Eukaryota, Fungi, Ascomycota, Sordariomycetes, Sordariales, Chaetomiaceae.
AUGCCUGCAAAGACUCGCGAGUAUUACAUGACGACUAGCCCAAACCGGGACUUCGCCUGGUUCUUCUUCAGGACUCCCACACCCCAGCCGCCAAGGCGUGCGCCAAAACCACCACCGCCCAGCAAGGUUCCCCAGAUACAUCUUGAGAAGAUGGCACCGAUGACGGAGGGACUGGGGGAGGCACUGAUGACACCUGCCCACGUCAAAACGAGAGGCAAAGUCAGAUUGGAACCCAGCAAACCGAAGAAGCCAAACUCGAAAAAUACGGGAGUCAAGAAUGGAAACCCAUGGUCAGAAUGGUAUGUGAGCGAUGACGGCAACUACUUCUGGCGGGCAAGGGAAGCCCGGAAUGGAACCUGGGAGUACCAGUUCACUCCAGGCCAUCAAGAGCCCGCCCCAACCCAAGACAGCACUCCGACAUCAUCCAUCGGUGAACUCAACCGACCUCUCUCUCCUAUCGCAGAGCAGUCCCUAGGCAGCCCAACCCCCAGCCUGAUUCCGGACCCGACGUCCCCCAAGAACUCCUGGCCCACGAUAUUAACAGCUUCGACCGGCCACCCAACAGAAGACAUGUCAGCUUCCAGCGGCAGGACACUGGUCACUCUCCCCAGAGAGGUAGAAGACGGCAACCAGUUUGAAACAACACUUGCACCGCUUUACCAGGCAACCAAUGUCCCUGGCACCAGAAACAACGACAUCAAAAGAAACACCAACAAGAGGCCAGUCGGCCCGGUAAUGCGUCUUCUCCAAGAGAGCCGCAGCCGCAAAAACCGGGCCAAAACGGAGGCAACCAAAUCCACGGCCAACAACAACAUCCCAUGGACGACAGAGAUGAACGGUGACCAACCGCAGCAAGGGGGGGAUCAUAACAACAGCGGAAGCAUGCCCGUGGUCAAAAACAAGAUGACAGUAGCACUCGCCAAGAAGCUGCAUGCCAGGGUCAGGGCGGAAAAGGAACUCAGGGUCGAUCCGAAGAGGAGGGUGAAGAAUUGGCUGAAGGGAGUUGAGCUUGAUCUGGAGCCGAUACCGUUGGACGCGGAGGGAUUUCCUCUUUACUAUUGA